Molecule: messenger RNA, 4027 nt
Organism: Delphinapterus leucas (beluga whale)
Lineage: Eukaryota; Metazoa; Chordata; Mammalia; Artiodactyla; Monodontidae
Source: RefSeq, a predicted model, not a curated record
GACGUUGCAUCAGCGACAGCUUGUAGUUUCAGUUUCUCUUGGAAGAGUAACUCUUUCUCAGAACAAGUGUGUGGCAAACAAUCCUAAUCCUAAUCUAAGUAGUGGUAUUUCUCCUAAUACGGGACAGGAAAUACACUAAGUGUAUUUAAUCCUUUUCUGUCCAGGCCUUAAAAACCUUUACAAAAACGGAUCACAUGCUUAUAUGAUUUUCCAAACCGAGCAUAAACUCAGUGUUACUGUCAAAAUAAAUUAUUGCAUAGUCAUGAUUGAGUCAUCGAGAUGGGUUAGUCUCUUUGCAGUGACAGCUGGACUUUGCUCUUUUUUUUCCCCCCUUUGGAAUUGCUCCUUAAAAAUCUGUCUUAUGUCUCACAUUUAUAUGCCACUUUUUGCUGUCCUAAUAACCUUUAAAUCUAAAAACUUCUAAUUUGCUGCUGGUGUGGCAGGGCUUAGGAAAGCAAAUAAUCUUAGAAGAAGGCAGUGCAUUGGGUUCCCAAAUUGUUCCAGGGCUACCAGCAUCAACGUCAGCGGGGAACUUGUUGGAAAUGCAAAUUUAGGAGUCUUACCCCAGAUUUAGUGAAUCAGAAAUCUAUUUUAACAAGACUCCGAAUUGAUCCCAAGGCACCUGUGUGCUAAAGCUUGAGAAUUACCGGCCAUAGUGAUAAAGAACAGCCAUUGUGAAGUCACAGAAUGGAAUUUGAAUCCAGGUGAAACCUUUCUUAGGUGUAGGACCUGGGACAAAUUAGUUAAAGGUUACUUCAUAGGACUGAAAGUAUUCAGUGUAAAAAUGCAGGAAAAGAGUUUAACACAGGUGGAAAACAAAGAGGAGAUGUUAUUAAGGAACUUGUUAGAACUGUCUAAAAUAAGUACAUAGAUUGUGCUGAAAGGAUCCUUCCUUGAUUUAGAUGUGAGUUGUAGUGCACAAAUAUUGUGCCUCUUCUGCUGCUUAGAGGGCAGUUUAUUUUUAUGGAUUCUCAUUAUAUUGUAUACGAUUGAGGCUGUCGAAUGUAGGAUAUUCAGUUAAUACCAAUGCUGUAGUAUUUUUAAGAACCGCAUUAGUAAUUGUGUUAAAGAGCAGUUUUUAAUUCUUUGGCCUUUUGGUUUUUUCAGCUUCAUUGUACCUUCUUUUGACCCAGAAUUUGGUAAAGAAAGUAGAGUGGAUAACUGAUCGGAGAUCAGCCUUAGCCUUAGAGUUGAGAAGUAUUAUAGAGCAGUGACUUGGAAACGAGAGACAAAACUGAAGAUGUUUCUGUCCUUUUUUCCCCAUGUGUCGUACAGCUCCACGAUAGCAAAGAAGUUCUCAUCAUAUCUACUUACCUGUGUUUUCUGGAAGCAUCACAGGAAUUAAGUUAGAUGUGCCCUCCAUCUGCUGUUUUUACAGAAUGUCAGCUGCAGUGUUACAGCUUUUUCCUUCCCCUUUUCAGGGGGUUGGUGUUGGGGGGAUAAAGAGAAAUAUUCGGGAUUUGAAGCAGCUGACCUAAAGCCUAGACUCAUUGUGAUGUUGAGAAGAGUCUGUAGCACCAUGGCCGAAACAGCAGGUCACUUUGAUUAGAGUCCACUGCUCCCGAGGCCACACCGUGGCUCCUGGGUAUUGUGGGUGAGUUUUCAGAUAACUGUGAGUCAGUUUGGCUAUUUAUACCCUAUAAAUAAUUUUGUUAAUGCUAAAUUAACACUGUCCCAUCAUGAAGUAUUCACUUUUCAAAGGCCGCGUUUUUCUUGUUCACUGUGUCAGAGAGGCUGAUCUUUAGCGGUGGCUUUGGGUCAGGCACACACCCUGCUUUGAACCCCACUUCUGCUACAUACUGAUUGUGUCCAGUAGACAAGUUACAUCCUCCCAGCCUGAAUCUCCUUUCCUAUAGAGUAGGACUCUUGGUGUGUGACCACCUCAGGACAGUGAAUAAAAUGAAAUCAAGUGGAAAGCAUGUCUGUUAACGCCGAGAGGCUCAGUAACUGGUGCAUGUUGGACAGGGGAGAAAAGGAAGUAAGUGGAGUUAUCAUCAUCCAUGGAUAAGGAAACCGAAGCUCAGCAGGACUGAUUAUGUGAUUUGCCCAAGGCCACGUGCUAGCUUGAUAUCUAACCAUGCAGCGGAGGUCAAGAGGAAUUAACACUGGGCUGCUCCUGCUCCUUUCUCAAAUCUUCCACGUUGGGAUCAACAAUAUUCCACCUGUCACCCUAGCAACCUUGGCUCUCAACAUCUGGUUCUUCUUGAAUCCUCUGAAGCCGCUGCUGGGCUCCUGCCUUAGCGUGGAGAAGUGUUACCAGCAAAAAGACUGGCAGCGCUUACUGCUUUCCCCUAUUCACCACGUGGAUGAUUGGCACUUGUAUUUCAAUAUGGCUUCCAUGCUCUGGAAAGGAAUUCAUCUGGAAAGAAGACUAGGAAGUAGAUGGUUUGCCUACGUCAUCACCACGUUCUCCCUACUCACUGGGGUGGUGUACCUGCUCUUGGAAUUUGCUCUGGCAGAAUUUAUGGAUGAACCUGACUUCAGAAGGAACUGUGCUGUAGGUUUCUCAGGAGUUUUGUUUGCUUUGAAAGUUCUUAACAACCAUUAUUGCCCUGGAGGCUUUGUCAACGUUUUGGGCUUUCCAGUACCCAGCAAAUUUGCUUGUUGGGCAGAACUUUUGGCUAUUCAUUUCAUCUCGACAGGGACUUCCUUCGCCGGGCAUCUGGCCGGGAUCCUUGUUGGACUAAUGUACACCUGCGGACCUCUGAAGAGGAUCAUGGAGACGUGCUCAGGUACAGAGCAGAACACUCCUGGCCUGACAGGCGUUUUCCCCUCCAAUAUUGAUUACCCAGGACAGCAGUACUACUUUAAUAGUUUAGGCUACUCUGGAUAUCAGGAUUAUUACCCACGUGGCAGGCCAGGUUACCCUGAAGAAGUACCCAGGAACUUUGACGCGUAUACAGCGGGACUGAGUGAAGAGGAGCAGCUGGAGAGAGCGCUAAGAGCCAGCCUCCGGGACCAAGGAGAUCGCAGAAAUAGCCCCCCGGCCUAUCGGUUCCAGCUCACACCAGAAGAAGAAAUGAGGAGAAAGCGGCUUCACAGAUUCGACGGCCAGUGAGGUGACCCAGCCAUGUGAACAAGUGUGAUCCAGCUGUGUUACCAUUGUCUCCAAGCCCCCACUUAGUUUUGAACAAAAGCAGAGGGCACUAUGACCGUCCCAAUUGCUCACAUCUGCCGUGGCCCUUCGUCCUAUGGCCUCUGUGAGUCUAAUUUGCAAGCAGAUUGACAUCUUGAGACCAGGCUUGUUGGAUGCAGCUCACAGCUCUCUGGGAGUGGCCCACCUCCUGGCCUUGUCUUCUUGCAGACAGAAAGUCAGCGUCUCCACCUAGGGACCAGUUUCCACACUCAUUUCUCUCACUGCUGACUCAGCCUUGUUUUGUCUUUGAAGACCGUGACCUUCGCCAGGAGGUUUGUGUUCACCAGCCCAGAAGAUCAGGCCCUCAUUCUGCUCAGUGCUCGACUUGGAAGGAAGCAGGGAGCCAUCCCUCAUCCUCCUGGCAUGUUUCCAUGGUGACUUUCCAGGAACAGGACGUGGCUACCAUCGCAGGCUGUCGUUCCGGUCUCCUUUGCCCAAGCGCCUUGGCUCCUUGGGCCCCCCAUAUCUGGAUGGUGGUUGCAGUGAACCUGCUUUGCUGUGCUAUCACUCUGCCUUCACGGGAUGUGUAACUGGAAAAGCUCAAGUAAGACCUCAGAUGGGAAACCACUUACACACUCCAUGACACAGCAGGCGGCAUCCACAGUUGGGCUCCCAGCAGCCUCUCCAGUGGCGAUGUACCAUCCCGGGGAUGCAACUUGUAUUGAACUAACCAGCAAAGCAGCCAGAGUAGUGACCAGUGGGUCGGUCACUGAGAAAUCCCUCGUGACGAAGUAUUUUUUUCUCAUAAAAGUGCCUUUUAAUUGACCACUGUUAACAGCCACUUGUCCUACUCACCCGUCCAAGACACUCCCCAAACCCACAGACUGCAAGUCACCUAAGGUGUUUCCUGGUGCUGGUGUUUCAUGAAUAAAAGGAAAAAGUCACAUAUCA